GAAAAAAAUAAUUUAUUCGUCAGAAAGCAUUCGGAAAUCAAAUUUGAACCUGAAGCAAAAUUUCCAGAGUUGAGAAGAGCUCAUUCGGGGUUAGGUCUCACGAUCGAUCGAUUCAUUGAAAGAAAUCGGGAUCAUCGAUUAAGACUGCUGUCUCGUUGAAUUUGACCGGCCUUGUGACGGUUCUGAGCUGGUUCGGAGGAAUUUGACCUCUCCGCGGCUGAAAUGGGAGUGGUUGAGGGAUUUGGAGGAUCCAUGCCUUGGAAUUCCGCAGAUCUGUGUUAAUGUAUGCUUCAAACAAAAACUGUACCUAAUUCAGGCUUACUUCACGUAAAAUCUAGUUGAUCAAAGCCAGGCAGUGGACUGUGGUGCAAUGGAUCCAACGAGUGGAGGCAACAAUGCGAACAACAAUCCCAAUUUGGCAUCUAAACAGCGUCUUCGGUGGACUCACGAACUUCAUGAGCGAUUUGUCGAUGCUGUUGCGCAGCUUGGCGGACCAGAUAGGGCAACACCUAAAGGUGUUCUUAGAGUUAUGGGUGUUCAAGGACUAACAAUUUACCAUGUUAAAAGCCACUUACAGAAAUACAGGCUUGCCAAGUACCUUCCGGAUUCUUCAUCUGAUGGUAAAAAACCCGAGAAAAAAGAAUCCGGAGAUGCUCUUUCGGGCUUGGAUGGUUCGUCUGGAAUGCAAAUAACCGAAGCACUCAAGCUGCAGAUGGAGGUUCAAAAGCGCCUGCACGAGCAAUUGGAGGUGCAAAGGCAGCUGCAGUUACGGAUAGAAGCGCAAGGAAAGUAUUUAAAGAAGAUCAUCGACGAACAACAGCGCCUUACUGGAGUGCUUUCGGAAGCCCCUGGCUCGGUUGCCCCAGAUGCCCCUCGAUCAGACUACAUACACCCUGAAUCCGAUGCUAAAACUGAUCCAGCAACCCCCGCCCCAACAUCCGAACCUCCUUUUCUAGACAAACCCACGAACGAGCAUACACAGGCCAAGAGCUAUUCUGUGGACGAAUCCUUCUCCUCCCACAACGAGCCACAAACCCCCGAUUCUGGCUGUCACGCCACAUCACCGGUUGAGAGCCUAAAUGAGAGACCAGGAAAAAAGCAACGUGGGAUCAGUGAUACAGAGCUUACCAAACCAGAAAUGGUUCUUACCCAUUCGAUUCUUGAAUCAAGCUUGAGCCAACCACCGCACUCGGUUUUCUUCACGAGGGAGCAAUUUGAUCACCAGUUAGGGGCGGCGGGACUAUCUGUUGUCAACGAGAAUCAGUUGGAAGGAGUUCCGGGAAGCAACCUGUGAUCCACACAUUCUGGUAAUGUUACCUGAACCUCAGUUCCUUCUCAUUAGCCGAUUUGUAUGCUUGGUUGCUAAAGUCAUAUCUCUCCGAAUGUUAUGUCGAAAAAUCAUUAACUGCAAUUUAGAUGUCAUGAAAACUCGUAGCAU
Messenger RNA from Andrographis paniculata, 1438 nucleotides. RefSeq names its product myb family transcription factor PHL7. The record is from RefSeq and is a predicted model, not a curated record. Gene Ontology annotation, molecular function: DNA binding; DNA-binding transcription factor activity. NCBI's taxonomy places the organism in Eukaryota, Viridiplantae, Streptophyta, Magnoliopsida, Lamiales, Acanthaceae. The coding region runs from base 371 to 1294 and encodes 307 amino acids. The transcript is spliced from 7 exons.